UCACUUCCUUUUUCUUUGCCUACCCUUUGAGUUCCUACUUAUAUUUGCAGGCAUAUGUUUAAAGGCUGUUAUCCUCACUGCGCUGGUCCGGGGGAUUGGACCAACUAAAAAUCUGUGGUUUUUAGUUUUCCCCGAGAUUCCUGUAAGGGUUAUUUGCCCAUCCAGGGCCUCUAUUCUCAUCUAGUUGUAUGAUAGGAAGUAAAACCAGUUACUACAUGUUUGGGUUUCAUUUUAAGAUGCUUUAAGGAAGAGAUGAAAAGGAUUUUUUGAAGAGAGCAGAAGAUCUCUUCUCAGCAUGACUUCAGAGAUCACUUAUGCUGAAGUGAGUUUCAAGAAAGAAUCCAAGCCCUCAGACACCAAAUCAAAGCCUCCUGCAGCUCCCAAAGAGAACACCAACCUUCACAAAAGUUAUCCCAGUUUUCUUACGCUGCUUCUUGCCUCAGUGCUGAUACUUCAGCUGCUAUUGGCAAUCUCAUUUUUUAUUGCUUUUAUCAUUUUUUUCCAGAAAUAUUCUGCACUCCUCAAAGAAAAAAAAACCUUAAAAGAACUCACUCACACAGCAAUGGAAUGUGUACAAGAAAAUUUGACCAUUGAAGAGAAAGACUGGAGCUGCUGCCCAAAGAAUUGGAAGCCAUUUGGUUCCAACUGCUACUUUAUUUCUACUGUAGUAAAAAAUUGGACUGAAAGUGAGAAGAACUGCUUAGGAAUGAAGGCUCACCUACUGGUGAUCAACAGCAAGGAUGAGCAGGAUUUCAUUACCAAGAAUCUGUAUACACAACACGCUUAUUUUAUAGGACUGUCAGACCCAGAAGGGAAGCACCAGUGGCAGUGGGUUGAUCAGACACAGUACAGUCAAAGUGUCACAUUCUGGCACUCAGGUGAACCCAGUAAUCCUGAGGAGGGUUGUGUUUUGCUAAAUUUUCGUUCUUAUUCAAGAUCCUGGGGCUGGAAUGAUAUCCCUUGCCAUGAACAACAGAUGUCACUCUGCAAGAUGAGGAAGAUCUACCUGUGAAUUAAACAUUCUGCAUGAGCAUGUGGUUGUAUUGGUAUCCACCAUUAUAAUAGCUGAUAUGCUUUUUCUAUCCACGUGAAGUCUUGUGUGAAGGAUCUCCAUAGAAUUUUUCAGUAGGCUGUCACCCACUCCACUUAUGAUAGAAUCAGUGUACGCAUUCAUUUAUAAAAUGAACAUAUAUUGAACAUUUCCCAUCUUCAGACCUUAUACUGGAGACCAGUGGGGGAGCAUGCACCUCCUCUCCUCUUUGUCAGACUCCUAAGGGGUUAGGUACUUUUAUAGUCAUGUGAUGUGGCUCCUCUGUCUGUCUGGAUUUUUCUCUUUAUGAGUUGGUCAAAAGCAAGAUAAUCCUAGCCAUUACUUUCCAUUUCUCCCAGACAUCCUUAGUACCUCUAAGUGAAAGCAUAUUCUGUAACAGUUCAGUAUCAUACACAUCAACGGAAGUUAAGUUCCAGCUUUGGCCCAGGAGACUCUUAGGGAUCAUUAACAUUCUCUGUUUGGUCUUGGACUGUCACUUAACAGCAGGGUACAGGCCAAGGGAAAUCAGAAAUCGAGUAUUAGAGAUUUAAAAUAAGAGAACUGAGAUUAGAAGUUAUUACUGAUAAGAGGACAUGGAUUUGUAUUCAUCUAGUAUUCUAGUAGUUUUUUCUUGUUUUAUAGUUUCUAAAUGUGAAUUUCCACUCAAAAUGGCUCCUGGUUUAUUUAUAUUUCCCUGUUUACUAAAGUUCUUACAGAUGAUUUUCUUUUUAUUAUAAUAUAAAAUACAUCAUGUUUGCAAUUAAGCCUGUUAUUCAUUGCCUUAAUAUGGUAAUUGUAAUUGAUCAUGAUAAAGCUGACUCUAGCCAUUGGCUUUCCCAAUAUGACCUUCUGAGAUUCACUCUGAUUAUCUUGACGCAACUGAGUAAUUACAUUUGCCACUCAUUUUCUGACUAUAUCUGAAAAUGAGGAAUUUUUAUACAGUUUGGUCUUAUCCCUCAUGUAUAGAAUUUAUCAGUUUACUUCCCAGAGAGCAACUUACUAACAAUUCUGGGAGAAUUCUAGGGGAACUUAUUUAUAAUGAGCUUUUCCCAUUAUCAUUUCAUUAAUAUGGGGAUGGUGUAAAGGGAGGGCAUAAAGAACCAGUUUACUGAAUGCCUUUGAUUGGCAGAAUAGAGGAUGUACUUGAACUGGAGCAAAAUGGAGAAUGGUGAUUAUUAGUCACUGCUGGGUCUUUUCUCUAACUCCCACCUUAUAUUUUCUGAAUGUGGUGCAGAUCCUAUUUUCUUUAAUUUUCCCUAGAGCAUCAGUAAGUCAAGACUGUGGGUAAUAGAUUUCAUGUAAUAUUUGUGUUUAAACAGUGGUAUUAAAGUGAAGAAGCAUCCAACUGACUCCCAAUCAGUGGACAGAAUUGUGAAAAAUAAUAAAAUCACUUUAAGCCACUAAGUUUUGGGAGUGGUUUAUUAUUCAAUAAUGUAUAACUGAAACACCUUUGACCUAUGUUACAGUUUUGAACCAAAUUCUGAAAAUAGUGACAUAUAUUCAAUCAUGCUGCUGUCUCUAAAAAGAUUAGUGACAAUUUUAAAAUGAGAGUAGAUGAAUUUUACCUUAGUAAAUAAAAUGCAAUAUUAAGGUGUUGACUUUUUAUCAUUUAAUUCCUAUUAUUGUAUAGUGGGCAUAUUAUAUUAUAUCAUAGGUAUGCGGUUCUUAAAUUUUCAAUAUUAAAUGGGCAUAUGCUACAUUAUUUUUGUUGUUAAAGGUGUGUAAUCAGAAAUCGUUUUGAGAUCACUCUUCUAGAAGAUGAAUCUCAAAAUGCUUAAUGAAAGUUUAGGUACAUGUUCUCUCUAAGGUGAAAGAAAAAGACAGGCUCCAUUCAGAACUGUUAGAAUAAAAUGUGUUUAUGUGUUGGUUUAUUUGGCAGAUAUGUUUAAGUCUGUAAAUGAAAUAUAACUUAGAAUUUGAGGCUCUAUUUUAAUCUUUACAAUUGCUGUUAAAAGCAAAUAAUCCUGGAAACAAAGGAGUCUACCAACACUUGAAGCCCUUUUGGUCAAUCUGCCACUUAGUAAGUAGAAGAUGAAGCUGACACUGAAUGCACAGUACUAGCUUUUGCCCAUUGGAAUUAAAAUGAUCAGCCUGGAUGAUUUCUCUGAUGGUGGGAAUCUGCUGAAACCUGACAACUCUUAGGGCCUAUUUAAUGUCAUUUUGUUUAGAUAAUUUAAUACUGAAACAUGGAGUAAUACUUCUUUCUUUGUUAAAAUGGAAAUCGUCAAUCAUGAACACUUUGUCAAAGAUGAAUUCAAUGACUCAAGGAUGGAAAUAAUAAUGUAAGAAUUCAAAUUUAUAAGCCAAAUGUCCAGUAUAAGGGUUUGGAAUCAUGUUCUGUCUGCACAGUGAAAUGCUCUGCAUCAGUUAAAACUGUAGCAAAUGGAACUUGAUAAUAAAGAACCAGUGUUGAGUG
Messenger RNA from Manis javanica (Malayan pangolin), 3446 nucleotides. NCBI's taxonomy places the organism in Eukaryota, Metazoa, Chordata, Mammalia, Pholidota, Manidae. The record is from RefSeq and is a predicted model, not a curated record.